AUGCGGGCACUGUCGAGAAGCUGGGGGAUCAACAUUGUUGUGAUACCAGCCGACUCAUCCCUGGAACCCGAAGCCUUCACUACAUCACAAGCCAAGCAUACAGCUGCCUUGUGGCUGGAGGACAAACAUGUUGACCUGUUGGUGCCUGAGACGGGUACUGCUUACCCAGCAGAGCUGCUUGCGGUACGCUCGGCAGCGUCACUAGGCUUUCGAGCCGGGGGCAAAUCCGUUGCAUCUGUCUGCUCCAAGCCGGCCACGGUUUGGUCUUUCGCACCUGCCCCUUCGUGGAAAGCUCGCAAGUGCACAAAGGCCCGGACUGAGUGGAGUUCACAGUCGUCACAGGCACCCGCCCAGGCUUUGUCUAAGCCUCCCACCGUGUGGUCCGCCAGCUCAAGUGUUCCUGGCAGUGUUGUCGCUGGGCCUCCCGAGCCGCAGUGCAUUGACGACCUAGAUGCAGUGUCUGCCAGUGUUGCGUGCAAGCCACCCACAGAGCGCCAAGUGCAUUACUGGGGGAGGGCAGGGCUUCAGCUUGAUCGCAGUCCAGUUGCCAUUUGCUCCUUGUGUCCGUUCCGGGCCGUUGCCAAGUGUGUGGCUACCCGUCAGGCCAAGCUAUAUGCUCACUACAAGACCCACCAUCCAGGGCAGAUCCCGUCAGGGGUCCCGCACGGGAAGCGCCAGCCAUCCAUCAUCCAGGCGAAGGCCGGCGACAACUGCCAUUGGAGGGUACCGUGGGCCAGAUUCAAGGCACUCGACCGCAAGAGCACCAUCGACAAAGCUGCUGUCACACGCCGUGGCCGUGAGAGUAUCAAACGCAUCGGUGCUGCCAGGGGAACGCCAUUGGAACACUUUCGGCUCUUUUGUUGGCCAAGGGCCACUCCUUCGAAGGUCUUUGCAGCCAGAGGUGGUCUCAGAUCAUCGUUUGGGUGGCUGUGUCUUGAGUGCAAAACACCAUUUCGACAGCAAAGUGAUGCGCUGUCCCAUGUAAAGCGUGGCCUCUGUGAUCGUGCCACGGCAAAGCGCAAAGCCAAGCGCCGAGUUGAGGCUGUUAAGACCCUCACCAAGGCCCAUGCCAAGCAAACUCCAGAGGGCCCGGCUGACAUCAAUGUUGCAUCAGCCCCGGGUUUCCUUCGUGCCUGGAAAGCCCGUGGCUUUUACGCCGCUUUGUCUGUUCCUGAGGACUCCGGCCUGAGUCGAGUUGCCCUGGUCAGCUCCCUGCCUUUUCGACCGUUCCGACUUGCAGAGGGUGUGGGAAACACCAGGUGCGCGGCAGGCAUUUUUGAAUUUCAAGGAACACCACAGCAUGCACAGAUCGCUUUUGUGUCCGUUUACGGACAAUCAGGACACCAGGCAGCCGCGUCUGCCCAAAUUUCGGACAUCCUGGCGGCAUGCACUGCGGGCCAAGGACCCUUCGUGGUCGCGGGCGACAUGAACCUCGAACCGGCAGAGGCCGUCCUGGGCGAAGCCCUUGCAGCAGGGGCCAUCCGGGCGCUGCCCUACCGCCCACGGGCCCAGGACGCAAGCGGCAAGCGCCGCAUAGAUCACGGAGUUUGCCACUGGUCACUGGCGGCCAGUGCCGUCUGGCACUUGGAGCCGUCGUUCUCAGAUCACCUGUCGGUGGUCUAUGAGCUACCUCUUGACACUCCCCAGUUUAUGACUAUGCCGCCCAGGAGCAAGGUUUGCGAUGCAUCUUCUGACGACCUUGAGCAGUGGCUCGGUGAGGCUGAUUUUGAUCCGUUCUGGUUAGCUUUAGCCACGGGGGAUGUUGAUAAGGGUUGGCAAGAGCUUUCCAAUGUGGCCGAGAACUGCCUGUGUCACACGCGAUCGGGCGAUCAUCCCCGGAGUCUGCCCUGGUCGCCUACUGCUGCGGAAGUGCACUCUUGUAAAAGGUUCGAGGGGUCUGCUUCGGUGCGUGUACUAUUGAAAUUGCAGCGGCAGCUCUCGAUGUUGACUAGUAAGCCGGACCAGGCCUUGAGGCGAAAAAUCCUUAAGUCCCUACCCCGUGCCCGAGCCAUCGUGCCUGACCUUCCGUGGACCCAUGAGUGGGAUCUUGAAAAACUCCUCGGGCCUGUCGGGGAGUUGCUUGGGACCUUUCAAGAGCAAGAAACUUCUGCAAUUCGGACUAGAUGGAAGGCAAUGCAGAGGGAAGACACUGCCCGCCAGCGUGCGUUUGUCAAAUCCAGGGCCGAUGCCCAGCUUGAGUUUGAAAAACGCUGCCCAAGCCAGGCGGAGGCACAAGCCGCUGGCCCUGUGCAUCCAUCCAAGGUAGUACGAGCUCAGGCCCAAGCUUGGCUUUGCAAGUGGGAGGCCAUUGCUGCUUCUUUUUCGAAUAAGGCUGCAGGGCCUGACUGCUGGCGUGCAAAGGACGUAGCACGACUGCCCAACCGGUGGUGGCACGCGGCCGCUCAACUGUGGCAGCAUGUGUGGGAUCGGGGCCAAGUGCCAAAGCUUUGGAGGUUCGCCAAGGUCACCUUGAUCCGCAAGCGAGGCGGGCCCAAAACCCGUCCCAUUACUCUCACUCAGGUAAUUUGGCGAGUUGGGACCAAGCACAUUGCACGUGCACUCCGUCCCUGGACCCUCAAAUGGGCUUCUUCCAGCGACCACGGUGGCCUUCCGGGCCGCUCCACUUCGGACGUCUUGUUUCAGCUCCAGGCUGCAAUCAAGCGGGGUGUCAACACUGCAGCAUUGAUGGACGUUGCUGGGUACUUUGAUUCCCUGAAUGUGCCGGCCAUAGGCAGAGUAUUCAAUCGAUUAGGUGCACCGCCCCAGUUGUUGCCACUCCUUGAGUCGUUUUAUUCUGAUGCCAAGCGGUAUUUUAACUUCGAGGGUUCGUAUGCCCCGGGUGUUCAUCAGGUUCGUUCGGGCUUUGGGCAAGGCUGCCCGCUAUCGCCAUUAGCGGCGGCAGCCUUAUCUCACUGCUGGAGUGAGUAUGUCAAAGCUUCUUCCACCAAUAUCGGUGCACAAAUUUUCAUGGACGACCGCACCCUCUGGAUUGAGCCCCGGGGCUCCCUUCAGGACCUUGAUGCCGCUCUGCUCGCAAGUGCAGACUUCGACCAGGCUUUCUCGUUACAGCUUGCGGAGGACAAAUGUUUUGUUGCAGCCAAGCAUCAUACGGAGGCCACUCGCCUCCUCGCUGACAAGUGGCACUUUCUGACUUGUGGAUCCCUUGAGCUUUUGGGGGUGUCCUUUGACUUUGGGGGAACUGGGGCUAUCCCGAAAUUGUCGCUUCGAAAAGCGGUUCUCAGAUUGCGCUUGCUUCGGUGGACGCAGGCUGCAACCACUUCCCGAAUCAUGCUUGUGCGGUCGCUUGUCAUGCCUUGUUUGGCAUGGGCGGCAGGGUUUGCCAAACCGAGUGCCAAGGAUGUCCAAGCCGUGCAGCACGAGGUUCGCUUCUUGUUUAGCUCGGGGUACGGUGGGGAUGUGGCCACGGUUGCCUUUUACGAGUUGCUAGGAUGGGGGUUAGAACCUUCUUUCGCCCUCGACCUGGGCCUGUGCCGACUGUUUUGGCGAUGGGUCUCUAAGCCGCCGGUAUGGCUGGAAGAAGUCCCGAUUGGACACUGCCCAGGGCGUUGGCAUGCGCAACUUCCUGAGACUGAGAGCCUGCUGGCUCGCACGGGCUGGUGGUUCUCUCGCGACGCCACUGCUUUGUGCAGAAGGGAUGCUGCUGGAGCCCUCAGAACUGUUCACAUCGGCUUUGAAAGUUUUCGCAUCGUCCAGGAUUGGCUUGAAGGGUUCUACCGUCAACAAUACCUCAGCCGUUGCCGAAGAGUGUCCCAGAGCAUGCACAGGGUACUUGAGGAUGGUGUCGCUCGUGGUCUCGAGCUGCCGGCACCUCCGCGGGGCUUUCGAAUCCGACUGCAAGGCCACAAACGAGUUCUCGCUGACAGAUCGUCGCUUUUCCAUCGUAGAGCGGCCUUUCUUUCAGGUGGCACCACGUGGCACUUCGAGAAAAGUGUGGGGCGUCGCCGUGACCAGCUGCACCUCCGGUGCCUGUGCGGGGCACUGCGACCGAGCCGUGCUCACUUGCUUUGGGUGUGCCCCUCCACUGCCGACCUCAGGAGUGGCCUCGAUGGCCCCAAGCACCGGGGCGAGGAGCGGUUAUUGGCCAAACACCUCGACGAGCCUCCGCUUCCACCGCCCGCUGUGGAUGCUGAGGGGCUGAUUGACGAAGCGGCUGAAGCCAUUCAGACCGAGCUGCAGGAGUCCACGUCCAUUGCGAUUGCGACCGAUGGUUCUGCAAAGGACGGCGUGGCGGCCCAUGCGGUCGUUGUGCAUCGAUGUGCCAAAGCGUUCGCUGGUGGCAACAGUUGUGAAGACCAGUCUUCGUUUCGAGCCGAGCUAUGCGCUCUACUCCUGGCCCUUAAAGCUGUGGUUGUGGCCGCUUCGCGUGGAGCCAGGGGGAGCAUCACGAUAGCUGUUGACUGUUCAGCGGCCCUUCAGGCUCGCUUUUCGUGUCCCUCUCUCCCAUUGUUUUCUGUUCAUUUCCAGCAGCUUUCUGCCGAGAUCCGCUGCUUUGGAAUUGAUCUUCAUUUCAUGUGGGUUCCGGCACACAAUCGCAAGGCGUCAUGGACCCCAACACACUCUUCUUUCAGCGCUGCCUUCUUGAGAUCCUUGAAUGAUGCCGCCGACCGUGCUGCCAAGGACUGUGUCGCUAGGCGGCUCAAAGGGUCUCUUAGAGAAAAAUGGGUGGCCGAGGCUACUCGUGUUAAAGUUUGGGAGGAGGCUGCGGUCAAAGCUUCGGCCAAGGCUGCAGAAAGGCUCCACUGCUUCCUUGAACGUCUUCCUCGAGCUGGAACUGACACUGUUUGCGACACCAGUCCUCCCCCGGGGGCUGGUCCUUAA
Messenger RNA from Symbiodinium sp. CCMP2592, 4839 nucleotides. NCBI's taxonomy places the organism in Eukaryota, Dinophyceae, Suessiales, Symbiodiniaceae. The record is from the annotation of a GenBank genome assembly.